Messenger RNA from Rhagoletis pomonella (apple maggot), 1100 nucleotides. Its product is annotated as mitogen-activated protein kinase kinase kinase kinase 3-like. Lineage: Eukaryota; Metazoa; Arthropoda; Insecta; Diptera; Tephritidae. The transcript has 5 exons. Gene Ontology annotation, biological process: protein phosphorylation. Bases 10 to 588 code for a protein of 192 amino acids. The record is from RefSeq and is a predicted model, not a curated record. Gene Ontology annotation, molecular function: MAP kinase kinase kinase kinase activity; ATP binding.
CCAUAUUGGAUGGCACCCGAGGUGGCCGCUGUGGAGCGCAAAGGUGGCUACAAUCAAUUAUGUGAUAUAUGGGCGGUGGGCAUAACGGCAAUUGAACUUGCUGAACUCCAACCGCCAAUGUUCGACUUGCAUCCGAUGCGUGCGUUGUUCCUAAUGUCGAAAAGUGGUUUCAAACCGCCCACAUUGAGCAACAAGGAGAAAUGGAGUCCCACCUUUCACAAUUUCGUAAAGACGGCGCUGACGAAGAAUCCCAAGAAGCGUCCCACCGCCGAGUGUCUGCUGAAGCAUCCGUUCGUGCAGGGCGAGAUGUCGGUGCGUGUGGCCAAGGAGUUGCUGCAAAAGUUCUUGAGUCCAAAUCAGCAAUUCUACUACUAUUUGGAUGGCGAGGAGGAGACUGUCGCCAGCGUACCACAACGAAUAGCAAGUAAAAUGACAUCAAGGCCAAAUGGUAUUUCACCGCAAAAUCACACUUUGAAAACAGGCAUGACGACGAAUUCACAGUGGAACGAUCGCUCAUCUAGUCCCGAAACGUUGCCAAGCGACAUGAGCCUCUUACAGUAUAUUGAUGAGGAGCUAAAGCUAAGGUAAAUACUUACAACAACAACUACAACUACUACUAUACUCAAACGAACAGUGCAAGCGAAGCAUCUUUGGUUUUUUAUUUUUAAAAAAGCCCUCCAGAAACGUUAUAGAAUACUUUAAAAUGCAAACAAAAAAAACGCAAACAAAAAAAAUUGUUCAGCCAGAAAAAUCAAAUGCCAUCCUUUCAGAUAUUCAUAAUGCCAAACAGUGGUAAAAUUUAUGGCAGAAUCGCAAUGAAAAUGACGGACCAAAGCUGCCAAAUUACAUUAAACAGUGUUCGUGGCGAGAUUAGAUCUAUUUCUAUCUAUUUUUCGAGCGACCGAUAAGGUUCUUCCUCUCCUCAAAGCUGUGGCCCUUGACCCGUCGUUUUCAUUGUGUUUCAAGCAUUAGCGCUGGAAACAUUAAGCUUUGGCCACCGACCAUUUUCCAUACCAAUUCAAUCGCUUUCAUUUCCUUUCACAAAAAAAUAUUUCUUCAUUUUAAUUAUUUUACUAUUUCUUUUUAUUUAUUUAGAAAAU